This is a messenger RNA of Gastrolobium bilobum, 719 nucleotides long. RefSeq names its product large ribosomal subunit protein mL43. Gene Ontology annotation, biological process: mitochondrial translation. The record is from RefSeq and is a predicted model, not a curated record. Lineage: Eukaryota; Viridiplantae; Streptophyta; Magnoliopsida; Fabales; Fabaceae. Gene Ontology annotation, molecular function: structural constituent of ribosome. The transcript is spliced from 4 exons. The coding region runs from base 137 to 496 and encodes 119 amino acids. Gene Ontology annotation, cellular component: mitochondrial large ribosomal subunit.
UGUAUAUUGGUAGGGUUCGCAGUGUUGCAGCUAAUUUGCCUUCAUUUCUUUGACUAUCACAGUGACAGUCACACUCGCAGGAGAACGCAAUUCGACGUAGUUUCGUUUCGGAAAUUGGUGAAAUCGAAAGUAUCUAAUGGCUUUGCGAGGGGUUUGGCAACUUCAGAAGCUGAUUGUCAGCUAUAGCGACUGGGGCGGAAGUAGCAGAGGUAUAAGGGCAUUUAUGGAGUCACAAUUGCCAGCUUUUAAGGAAAAGAAUCCUCAAUUAGAGGUGGUUACUGAACUCAUUCGUGGUCAGCAUCCACAUCUGAAGGGUUUUUACAAGAACAAAAGAGAACGAGUGAUAUGUGUGAAGAAUUUGGAUUCGGAAGACAUACUACUGCAAGCAACCAGGCUAAGGAAUGCAUUGGGAAGGAAGGUAGUGAAACUGAGGACAAGACACGUAACCAAACACCCUAGUGUGCAAGGUACAUGGACAACUGCCGUGAAAUAUUAAGAUGGAAAAACCAGGUGUAUGAGAAAGUUUCCCUUGAUGUUGUUCCAUUUCUUUUAGUGAUUAAUCGAUAUUUGUAAACUAGUGACUAUAAGUUCUCAUGCUGUCUGGCACAUUUUCCAGUAUUGCAAUAGUUCAGAUGCCUUUUUUUAGGUUUGUCUGUUUGCUUCCUCAUGAUGAAGCUAAUGAUAAAAACCAUGAUAAAAGUGAUUAUUGGUAAUAAUAU